Messenger RNA from Ostreococcus tauri, 759 nucleotides. RefSeq names its product Ribosomal protein L4/L1e. Bases 1 to 759 code for a protein of 252 amino acids. Gene Ontology annotation, molecular function: structural constituent of ribosome. Gene Ontology annotation, biological process: translation. The transcript has 2 exons. Gene Ontology annotation, cellular component: ribosome. NCBI's taxonomy places the organism in Eukaryota, Viridiplantae, Chlorophyta, Mamiellophyceae, Mamiellales, Bathycoccaceae. The record is from RefSeq and is a predicted model, not a curated record.
AUGCACGGCUUCACCAUGCGAUCGAACGUAUCGGUUUCGGGCGCGAAGCUCGCGGCGCCGUCGAAGCGCGUCGUCGCGCAACGCGCGGUGGCGCAGCCCACGCGCGCGGCGGCGAUCGACGCCGUCACCUUCGAUGGCGCCAAGCAAGCGGGCGGCGCGACGCUCGAGCUCAAGACCGCGCGCGCGGAGGUCGCGAAGGGAUUGGUGCAUAAAUAUGUCGUCAUGGUCAGACAGAACGCGCGAAGGGGCACGGCGAGCACGCUGACGAAGAGCGAAGUUCGUGGGGGUGGCCGAAAGCCGUUCAAGCAAAAGGGUACGGGUAACGCGCGCGCGGGUUCUAACCGCACGCCGCUCAAGCCGGGCGGAGGCGUGUCGUUCGGCCCGAAGCCGCGUGACUGGUCGAUUAAGAUGAACAAGAAGGAGCGCCGCCUGGCGAUGGCGACUGCGUUGCAAUCGGCGGCGAGUGCCAUGAUUGUUGUCGAUGAUAUCUCCGGCAACGUCUCCGCUCCGGGUACGAAUGCGUUCAACAAGUCGUUGAUGGCGUGGGGCGUCGGUGCGGAUGAGAAGGCGUACGUCAUCACCAAGGAUGCGAACGAAUCCGUCGCGAAGAGCGCUCGCAACAUCGCGCGCGUAGUGCAAACGGAUGUUACGCACUUGAACGUGUACGACGUCCUCAACGCGGACAAGGUCAUCGUCGAGAAGUCCGCGCUCGCCCAAAUCCAAGCCUUUUACGGUGCGGAGGGUGAAGCGUGGGCGUAA